Molecule: messenger RNA, 1490 nt
Organism: Dissoconium aciculare CBS 342.82
Lineage: Eukaryota; Fungi; Ascomycota; Dothideomycetes; Mycosphaerellales; Dissoconiaceae
Product: snare-like protein
Exons: 3
Coding region: 351-995 (214 amino acids)
Biological process (GO): vesicle fusion with Golgi apparatus; endoplasmic reticulum to Golgi vesicle-mediated transport; retrograde vesicle-mediated transport, Golgi to endoplasmic reticulum
Cellular component (GO): endoplasmic reticulum-Golgi intermediate compartment; endoplasmic reticulum membrane; ER to Golgi transport vesicle membrane
Molecular function (GO): SNAP receptor activity
Source: RefSeq, a predicted model, not a curated record
CGGUCACCACACAAUUUCACACUUAAUUCACCUGGUUCCGCCGUUUAUCUCGACGUUGUUCACGAUUGUAGCAAGUAUUGGCGUACAAUCCAACGGAAGUCAAAUAACUGCAGGGUUCAGCAAUUCAUGCGCCUGGAGAAAUUAUUAUGAUGAAUCUCGCCGGCAUAACUUUCAAAAGUCGUUGCAAACUCCACGUCAUCCUUUGCGACAGUCAAUAGCUUCAGGCACCAGAAAUCGUCACUCCUCCAGGGCCGAUAGCGUUGGCAGCAGAAAUAUACAUCGUUCGAGUGACACUAUUCGAGAGACGAGACAUCGCUUUUGCACAGGAAAUACUCCCGCGGAGGACAAACAUGAUCAUUUCCACCCAAAUUGUUCGGCUCGAUGGCCUUGUGCUCGUCGCCUCGGUGGAUGAUCGGCAGAUGCAGGAACUGGGCGAUUUGAAACAAAACGUUCGCAGCAUCAUCAAGAAGCUAACGCCCAACUCGGAGCCUCGCGCAUCCAUAGAGUCUUCGAAACAUUCAAUACACUAUGUCCUUAACGAUUCAGUCGCCUAUCUCGCCAUCACAGAACGAUCAUAUCCUCGAAAAUUAGCACUGACGUACCUUGAAGACGUGCGCGCCGAAUUCCAGACCUCUUAUAAGCGCAACGAUUACCUCGACCCUCAGCUCCGACCUUACGCAUACUCCGAAUUCGAUCGCUUCAUCGAGCGCACCAAAAAGACAUACCAGGACUCGCGUGCGACCGGCAAUCUUGACCGGCUAAACGACGAGCUGAAAGAUGUGACACAGGUCAUGACAAAGAACAUCGAGGACUUGCUAUACCGUGGAGAUAGUCUGGAGAAGAUGGGCGACAUGAGUUCAAGGCUAAGGGAAGACUCGGCGAAAUACAAAAGAGCGGCGGUGAAAAUCAAUUGGGAAUUAUUACUGAAGCAGUACGGACCAUUUGGCGCAUUAGGUCUGGUUGUCCUGAUUCUGCUCAUUUGGCGCUUCUCAUAAACUCGAUAUCGCCUGGAAUGUAAAUGGGAUGAUGGUCAUGCUUAGUGCGGCGUUUCGAAAGGUCAUCUUGGCUAUGUGGUGCUGUGAAGGCUUCGGACUUGGUGGGUUUCCAUCACUGAUGAUCGUAUUCAAGAUCUGUUCUAAAUCUGUAUAGCUAUUUGAGAAGCAGAUUGUUGUGACUGAUUUAAUUUACUGAAGAAAUGUGGGCAGCAAGCUGUCCCGUUUAGUGAGCAUCUCUUGCCAUUCACCCUCUGCUGAACUGAGGACCGUGACGGCACCGCCAGCUCCGAUGUGCCAGUCACUACCUCCAUCAUCCCACUGAUAUGCCGAGCGGAUGAUGACUGAGAAGUCUCCGCCGCCGCCGACGUCGAAGUAUCCCAUGACACCACUAUAUGGGCCUCGUGGCUUGUACUGUUCAAUUUCCUUAAGAAUUUCGCACGAACGCUUCUUCGGAGCGCCAGUCAUCGAGCCAGGAGGAAGUGAGGCAGCUAAGAC